AGAAAACUUUUUAGACCGGCUUUUGGCUCACUUUUUGCCAAAGCCAUUGUAAAGUCGACUGCCGAAGGGCAAAAAACGAAGUGAAUUUUCGCCAUAUUUUUCAACGAAGCUGACAAUUCGUCGGCCGAAUACACUCCUAUAUACAAGCGAAUCAAGACCCGGACGAAAAGCCGAGAUUUCAAACGACAGAAACGAAAAACAUCGUUUAUUUGUGAAAACCUUUGCACUUGUUCAAGCAAGCAAGAGGUUCAAGCUGACACCUCCUUUGAUAACCGUGCAAAGCAACUUACACGCACGUAGGAAAGAACGCAAAUGGCUGCUGCCGUGGCUCUGAACUACCCGUCGCCGAACUUCAGCAGCGAAUUUCCCGCCGAGAAUUUCUACUCCGCCCGAUCCUUAGAACAGGCCGCUUCUGUCUCCGAAGCGUCGUCAUUCUCGCCCGUCUCCUCGCCCGAGUUUUUAUCGUUCGAACAAAACACAAUCUCAGACGCAUCAAUUGACAAUUUUGAGUGCGCGAUGAACGAUUUCUACAUCGAGCAGCAGUUGGACAACUCGGCAAGUUUAAAGACCGGUGACGUCAUCAUGCCGCCUCCAAUGACGUCACGAACCACGUAUUCAUCCGACCCGAACAUUUUCCGACGAGAAAGUGCAUCAGACAUUCACGAUAUUUUGAACCCUGGAAUUAGAAACAAUUGCCCAGGUUACCAAGCAAACAGCGCUUCGAACAACAUUUACCAACAAACGAACAACUACAGUAACAUAGAUACCAACAACGGAGCUUGCGUUAACGUCAAUUUCAACGUUGUGGUGAAGCAACAAAACAAUCACCACUACCACAAUUCACCUACGUCACCAACGCAUGACGUCAUCCCACAAAACGCGAUGACGUCACCAGCAGGUAUGACGUCACCACCGGGAAGCCCCAACAUGCUAAACAUCCCUCCUGUUUCGAGUUUCAUCAAAAACUCAGAAGCCAUCUUACACCCAUCGUCCUCACCAACAAUGACGUCAUCACCCGUGACGUCACACACCUAUCCACAAAUGCACCACGAAGAAUAUACCCGAGCGAGGAUCCCUUCCGAAUCCGAGUCAGUGGUAUGCUACGACCAGAGAAGGCAUGCAUCUCUUCCGUCCAUUACUAUCACAAACCUCGACGAAAACGAGUCCAUGAUGCAAGCGUACCAACGUACACGUUCAACUAGUCUCACAACCGAUAGAUGUUCUAUUCCAUCUACUUCCCCUAACCCUGGAUCACCGCCUGUGCAGAUGGCCCAACAGCCAUGCUCGCCAGUGAACAUGGCUAAUACAAAGCAAUACCAAGUCAAAACUGAAGUCAAUACCCAACCAUUAGGAAGCUGGGACAGCAACAUGAUGAUGUAUUCCGAGCCCGCACCGUCCCCCUUUAACGCUAGAAGAUGCAGUUCGGAGGUUGGAGCAAUCAGCACGCCAACGAACGACGGUUUCAUGCCCAUGAACGGUAUGAUCGCACCCAAAAUUGAGAAGUUAUACCCCGAUGAUCAAUACACCGCUAACAACCCAGCUUAUUCGUGUGGAACGACAGGCAUCUCAAAUAGCUACACCAGAAACCCCCAACCCUUAUUCCCACCGAGCCAAAUCAACUUCCCAUCGAUAUUAGAAACCAGUUCAACGGAUACAAUAAUCCAACAACAGUGCCCUGCCGUACACCACCAUAUGACCCAGCAUAGCCAUAUGCAUCACAACAGCGAGAACCGCAGGCAUAGUCACGAGAUCCCACUGCACAGAAGAAAUCACCCAUAUUUGGCAAUGUCUGUACCACCCCCCUACCCACUGGCAGUGAACGGUACAAUUCCGUACAGGCCGAGGUACAGCAGACGAAACAAUCCCGAUCUCGAAAAGAAAAGAGUUCACAAAUGCACCCACGCUGGUUGCACUAAGGCGUACACCAAAAGCUCACAUCUGAAAGCUCACCAAAGAACACACACCGGUGAAAAGCCGUACACUUGCAACUGGCAGGGCUGUGACUGGAGGUUCGCUAGAUCGGAUGAGCUCACGCGUCAUAUGCGUAAACACACCGGUGCCAAGCCAUUUAAGUGCUUGGUGUGCGGAAGGUGCUUUUCGAGGUCCGACCACCUGUCGCUGCACAUGAAGCGACACCAGGCAUAAGAAGAACAGUCUGGCGACAUGGUCUUCCCAUAUUUAUCUCAGGAAAACAAGCGAAGCACAAGUAUUUGCUUUCUAAGUGAUAACUUGGACUGAUGUCCAUGACAGAGCGAAGGACUAACGCACUAACCGCAUACCGUCGUGAUAGUCCGCGGAAGUAUCAUGUUUUUCGCCUUUUUGCACUCGCUAACCAACAAACUAGGCUGCCAGUACGGCGCCUGUGACUGCAAGUACUCACAAAUUUAUUGAGCACCAACGUGCCUUUCCUGUUACUUUUUCGAUCGUGGAGCCCACUGCACUUACACGACUCCCUGUUGUACCAAUCAUAUAUCUCUUCCAAGCCUUAGCGUUCAGUGCUUUCGCCAAAAAAUCAAACGUGUACGCUGCCUCUAGCAGUGCAAUACACAGUUAUCGGUAUACAAUACUAAAGCCUAUGCAAAAAAAACAGGUUUUUCAGCUUAUUAAGAUUAAUGAAAAGUCCGUACUCUGACAGUAUCAAUUUUACACGCUUGCAAAUGGCUCUGUGCGAUCAUGCCUUAUGCUAACACCGCCCAACAUUGUGAAUAUUACUCGUUACAUUGAAACUUUCCACUAACGCCCAAGUUAUACGCGCAAAUCUUUGUUCUCUUUAAGCUGUAAAGAUUUUACGAACAAAAUUGUUUUUGUUACUUUUUAUUUAAUUUCUUUUUAUUUUCGCUUGUAUUGCAUUUCCGCAACAGACAAAAGGGCUCGAGGUUCGGCUGCAAAGCUACCUCGUUCUCUUGCUAAACUUUCGCAUACUCUGCGAUGAAUCUGAGAAGCUGUUUUCCGCACUAACACCCUUUACUGACGCUUGUUGUUGGCUCUUCGGUGUCUCAACGAGCGUCGAACCAGUUCCCUAUACUAACAUGUUCCGUAUUUUGUAUUGCUUUUGUUUUGCGGCUACUGGUCGCAUUUGUGGCCAAAUUCGCAUUCACUCUUCAAUAUAGGCUGUGUCUUAUUGCAGUAGAACGAUCAAAUAUUUUGUUACGUAUACGUGUACUUUCGAAUCAAGAUUUUAUGUUGCAUCGGCAGAGUGGCCGCGAGGUGGCGCGCUGCUACGUCGUAUAUCCUCGUGACGUCAUGGCAAAGAAAUGUUUUAAAUAAAAAAAUUAC
Ciona intestinalis (vase tunicate) is the source of this 3276-nucleotide messenger RNA. The record is from RefSeq. Lineage: Eukaryota; Metazoa; Chordata; Ascidiacea; Phlebobranchia; Cionidae.